Aspergillus neoniger CBS 115656 is the source of this 951-nucleotide messenger RNA. RefSeq lists its product as uncharacterized. Bases 260 to 787 code for a protein of 175 amino acids. Lineage: Eukaryota; Fungi; Ascomycota; Eurotiomycetes; Eurotiales; Aspergillaceae. The record is from RefSeq and is a predicted model, not a curated record. The transcript is spliced from 4 exons.
CCUUGCGCUUCUUGUCCUUCUUGUCGGGGGCCAUCCUGGAUCUUUGGGGAUAAUUGCAGGCGGUUCCUGGGGGACUACAAUCGGAGGAUCGCAAAGGUGCGGGAAACUUUUUUUCUGCUCGCAAUUUUUCGGGCGCCAAGCGGUGAAUGCAAUCCAGCCCGGCCGACGGGGCCUCGCCGCGACUCCAACUCUAAGCUCUUGUUUCUCCGCAACCCAACCAUCUCACACGCCCGUUUGUUUGCGCGCACUUACCGGGGUCAUGGGGAAAUCGGCCAAGGCGAAUAAACCCCUCACUCAGGAAGAGAUCUGGGAUGAUUCGGCCCUCGUCCAGAGCUGGGAUGAGGCUGUCGAGGAAUACAAACUCUACCACAGCAUCCAUGCGAAGGGGGAGAAUGUUGAAGAUGUCCUGAGAGAAGCAGAGGCUGCCGAGAAAGCUGAGAUGGAGCAAGAUGAGCAGCCGUUGGACGAAUCCGCCGACCGCAUGGAUGCUGACGUCGACGUCGACACUGCUGCAAAUGCAACAACUCCAGCGGAACCUCAACAGGUGUCACAGGCCAACCCGUCGCAAGCUGCGGAAGGGCCGGAACAGCCCUCUCGACAGGGUGCCCAUGUCACUGAUCAAACGGCUGGGCCCAGUGCCGUAGGAGCACCUCCUAUGCCUCAUGCCACCCUAUCCCAAGUGCAAGAUGAGCGACUCAAGAACCUCAUGAUGGCUUGGUACUAUGCUGGGUACUACACGGGUCUAUAUGAGGGCCAACAGCGAGCGAACCAGAACAAGAGCUCAUAACCCAGCUGAAAGUAUAGUAACGAAGUGACAAGCAUCUUUCUGCGUUGUUCGCAAUCCUGGUAGGUUGCAUUGAAGUAUGAGCGCGGAAAGCUAAAUCCCCAGGACGGCCGCAGGCGCAAACAACAUCCCGUCUGGGUACAAGCCAGGAUUAGAUGAGAAUAUCC